AGUUGUUCUUCCGUUCAGAGUAUGAUUAGUUUUUCUUAAGAUUGUUUUAUGAUGGAAUAUUAUAUUGAUGAAAUUAAAAAUUAAAAUUCGAGAACUAGCAGAUAAAACAGACGAAAAUGAAUGAACAGAUAAAAAGAACAAUUAAACUGUUUUUCUUUAUACUGGUGGCUAUCAGUGCAGAACUUCAGGCGGCAAACCAUCCAAAUCCAACGAAAUCAAUUCGUCAGUUUAAACCCGAACAAAAAACAUGUAAAGUUCUUUUAAAUCACACAAGUGCUCAGAAGCUUGUCAAGUCCUUCAAUGUAUUUCAGCCAGACUUUGCUAGACUCCAGUUACGUUUUUUCAACAUUUCCCACGUUGGCUACAGGAAUGAUGUUAUAAUGCCAUUUGACUGGGUGUGGACGUACUACACAGUACAUGGUCUGUUCUCGUACCUCAAGUGGCCUUUGGACUUCGCACUAUUGUCCUUCGGUCUCCUCGGUGCAAAGAUAUUACCAGAUGGGCACUAUCUCGAGUUGAUAGCUGUGAACGCAUCUAACUGCACACUUACUAUUGGGGAACUUGAAACGACCAAACAAAUAGCAGAAGCGCUGAAAGAUUUUUCUCAUAGUUACAUCGAGAAAAGCCGCAAUGAGAAAGGUUUAGAUUACUCCUACUGGUGUUAUUUGGCCGAAAUCCCUGGUAUCGAAGAGACGAUGAAAUAUAAACUGAGAAUAUAUACUGGCUAUCCGUUGUCAACUGCAGGGUAUAAUUGUUGCCAUACAAAGCACAAUAUCACUAAUGCCAGUGAUAGUUUUGUGGUAUGCAAAAAUAAGCAAUACACGCAAAGCAUUGAAAGCUCUCUCAUACCAUUUGCAAUGAGUUUGGUUGCUUUUACAUAUUUUCCUAUUGCAUUAAUGAAAGCAAGCAAGCGCCUAGUAAAACUAAACACACGUAUGCAACCUCGAAACAACGACCAGAAUCGGUACAUAAGUGUUGAAGAAAAUCCGGACUUAACUUCGAACGAAACGGAUGAAGGAGAUUUCGUUUAUUUAGAUGGUACGGCUCCAAUAUGUUUUACAAAUAUAGUCAGUGGACUCUUCGGUUUUAGCAGAAAGUACCCAUAUGCAGCUUCUAGAAUUCGUAGGGCGCUCUUUGUCUCUCUUGUGCCUAGUAUCAUCUACAUUCGGCUUCUGGUGUACAAUAAAUAUCUGAAAACGGACACGAUGGCAAUGUUGAAGCAUAAUUGUCCGCUUGGAUAUCUGUCUAUGCUUUCAGGAUUCGAAAAUAGCAGAAAAGUUUUCCUACCGGCUCUUGGUGGUCCAUACUGUCUUCUUUUAGCCUAUUACAUUGCAAGCGUGAUCUUUGUGAUUCUGCCUUCCGAUAUCGAUAGCAUAUUUGAGUUAGGAUCAGAACGCAAUUAUUCUUUUUUGUAUUUUUCUCCCAUGUUCAGUCUGAAAACAUUAGAAAAAUACUCCCACAGAAAUAUAUUGCGCAAAUAUGGAUAUACAAAAGUAAGCGCUAUAUGUUCUGGCGGUGUUUUCAUGUUAACAAAUCCAAUUUUCUGGCGCGAUAUGUUUCAGGUGCAAUUUCAUCGGCUGGUGACCGUGUUUGUGUCAUUAAAACAUGUGUUCAAAAAGUGUUUUCCAUUAUGCAUAAUGUCAUUUGUUGUCCUUUGCCCAAUCGUGCUAGUAUUAUUCGUUUUUGAAAUAAUGAUAGUGAUUAUUCUCUAUGGUUUUCCAGUGUUUAACUGGAUGUAUGUGGUCGUUAAAAGCUACACUAGAUUUAUCGUCCAGUUGUUCCAAACGCAACCUGUUCUUUCCAAAUUGGGUCAUUUCAUACUCCUGAAAUCAGUUUUCAGCAUUUUAAUAGGCAUAUUCUUUUUGUACUAUGUAUUCAGUUUUUGUACAAUAUUUACGUACACGUUUGGGUUUCUGUCUAGGAUAUGUGUAUUUAGUUUUCUGGCGAUUAUUGUAUAUCCUUCAACCUCGUUUGGCUACCUUUUCUUCGGAAUUGUACUUGUGUAUUACAUUUUCAAAAUGAUAACAGGUUUUGGUGAAGGGUAUGUAGAGCUUCUUUCUGAAGCAGUCGAAGCUAGUACAGAGUUGGAAGACGAUCCAUUCAGGGCUCAUGUUUUAGAUGGUACCUUAGUCAUAUCCGAUACACAGUUCGGAGGUAUACGUAAACUUCAGAUUGGUUCAACAACAAUCGAGUUGACAAUACAGCAGCAAAACAUUAUUCAAGGUCGACUUGCCUCAGGGAAAGCCAAAGUAAGACAAGAAAACUAUAAAUCUGGAAUUCCAAAUGAUCUUUUCAUGAAAUUGGUCUACAAAUAUCGCCCAGUUCACAUUCAAGUAGCUCUUGCAGUUGUAAAGCUGAUACUCAUCAUGUCGCUUAUAGCUUUCACGCUCAGCAUCAUAACUACCAAGCCCUUAGGUGCAAAUGAAGGGAUAUCGGAGGUCAUGCAUGUCGUGUUUCUCCUUGCCAUAGGUGCUCUGCCAAGAGUUUUGGAACUCGCAUUUAAUAAUAUGAACCAUUCUGUUCAAAAGGAUAUAAAACUUAGAAAGAUAAAAGCCGACAUUUUGAAGUACUGGCAUGGAGCAGAUGUUGGUUUAGUGGAGGAAAAUCAAAUGAGUAGUAGCAGUGACACCACCCAGUAUUAGUUAUCAAGCCGAAACUAAUAAAAGACCUUCACAGAUCUGUCCCAGAUUAUGGGACUUGGAUUCAUUAAUGAAUAGAUUUCACCCAACACCAUUUGUUUUUUUUUUCUUUUUCACAACACCAUUUGUUUUCGCAAGAUUUUCAAUUGUUAUAUAUUGUAUAUAUUGGUCAUAAAAUGUGGGUGCAGCUUAAAAAUGUUCUUUUGAUUAUACAAAAUUAUUUGUUAUUUGUGUUAUUUUCUGGGCAUUUGCAUAAUUUAUUGUCAAAAUGAAAGUUUUUUUUAAUGUAAACAUUUGUACUACUGCUUGUGUAAUUUUAAAUGUAUGUUUUUGUUCUAUAUCUUUAUACUAGUAUAUGAUAUUUUCAUAAUUAACGUGAAAUUGUGUCUCUUCGGUCUGGAUGUGUUUGUUAAAUUAUAAUUCAUGUAGCCUUCGCGUUAUAAUCAUGUUUACAUGUGUAUAAAUAUUUCUGUCACAAUUUCCUCUUAUACUGCAUGCUUCCACAAUUUUAUUAUGUACUCUUGUUGACUUUAUUCUUGUUGAUAUAUAGCAAUAAUAAUUUUAGUUCAAUAGAUAAAACUAUUAGUAUGUAUUUUUCAGCUUAAAAAUAUAUGGAUGAGUUCGUCUUUGAAAAGACUUCACUGACAUUGUUUUUAACAUUUGCAAACAGAUGUAUACAUUACCACUUGUACUAUUUUUGGGAAUAAAGUUAUAUACCAACAUUGUAUAAUUUAUGUUCAGAUAAAGCAUGUACUCAAAACGAAGAAUUGA
Molecule: messenger RNA, 3410 nt
Organism: Mya arenaria
Lineage: Eukaryota; Metazoa; Mollusca; Bivalvia; Myida; Myidae
Exons: 2
Coding region: 117-2642 (841 amino acids)
Source: RefSeq, a predicted model, not a curated record